CCGCGGCGCAUCGUCACAAUGGAGCGGAGAAUUCGCGCGAAACCGAUCUGUUGUCUCACGCUGCGUCCGCUUUACGAAGGUUGCACUUCAAAUCGGCCGGCGGGAGUCGAAGUUGCCGCACCGUUCCGAAAGUCGUUGUCAUGGGCUCGAGUACCGCUUCCGAAACUACGAUCAACACCAGCACGGACAGCGCGAACACGAUGCUCACGAUGGUGACGACAACGGACGGGGAGCAACCGGACGACAGCUUCGAUCUGAUGGACAUUCCGUCGGAGAUGUCACCGCCCGGUGCAUCUUCGAGCACUGCUCCACACUCCGAGUUAAUAUCUCCGGUUCUGGCUGUGACGACGGAGGCACAGCCACCGGCGCUGCCUCCGCCUCCGGCGCCGCCACCCUCUGACUCCUCUCCAUCCGGCGAGUGUUCCACCGGGGAGGAGAAGGGAGCGAAAGCGUGUUUGGCGUUGUCGACUGGCGGCGCGUUCAGAUCCGAGAUCCCGAUCGGUUGUCUGGACGUUCGCGCGACCAGUAUCUCGAAUCUUCUGGACGAGACCGAGGCGGUACCGAUCGACGCGAUACCGCUUGGCAUCCACGUCGCGAUGAACGACACGGCCGCUACCACCGCCACCGCCACCGCCAGGCUCUCUGCCGUCUCGGGAAGAACUCCGCCACUUCCGGACCUUCGAACCGCCGAUUUCUUCAGCACACCCGUCAGGGGUUCCGUGGACGCCGGCCAGCCGGACGCGAACGGCCCCCUGAAUCCGAUGCUGACGUUGAUCGUCGGCAGAUCCCGCGAGGGCGGGAAUCGGACAGCAGACGGACAGGGGAGACCGUGCGUGAACGUGACGACGAAUCCUUUGGACAUAUCGUUGAUCGGAGCUCGGCCGACUAACGACCGAUCGAGCGACGGUUCAUGUAGAACCAGUGGCAGCAAGUCUCGAGGAAAAGCCGCCGAAUCGCAUCCCCUCGUUUCAACCAUUCAUUCAUGGGUCAGGCUCUUUUUCCCGUUUUGCGCAAUAGGAGGCAAUGCCAGUGGAAAUAAGAGAUCGACGCAAGCGGCGACGAUCGUAGUUCAGCAACCGUCCCUCUCGUUGGACGGAACGGCCGGGGCCGCGACGAUACUGCUGCACCCGGAGCUGGACGUGAGGCGCCGCGAAGAGAAUAUGAGGCAGCUGUUGGACGUUGCGAACACGUUGACGCUACAGGAGAUACACGACUUCGAGAUGAGGUACGGCAGCCCACAUCACAGCCGAUCGCAGUCGGUGAAGGCUCCCGGAAGUCGCUCGUCCGGCCGGCCGAAUUACUUGUGUCUUCCGCAACAAAGGUCGAGAGUGGCGAGCAUGCCGAACACCGGCGUCGAGGAAGAGUACUACAGGCUCCGACAUUUCAGCAUAACCGGUAAAGGGGUGGUGAACCGAGGGGACUCUUUGAAAAGUCGGAGAUCGCGAUCCAACAAUAGCGUCGCUUCGAGCAACUCGAGCACGGAACACUUGACGGCUUCGUAUCCUGGCUCGGCGAGGAACUCCGCAGCAGGCUCGUUGGCGAGCUCCCGCGAAAGCAGCGCGUCUCAGGGACCAACUCCGUAUCGCGUUCUGAUGCUGGGAGCAUCAGCCGUGGGGAAAAGCUCGCUGGUAUCCCAGUUUAUGACGUCGGAAUAUCUUCACGCUUACGAUACAUCGAUCGACGACGAAUCGGGCGAGAAAACCGUGAGCGUUCUCCUGGCCGGAGAGGAAUCCGAGUUGACUUUUAUCGACCACUCUACCGCCGAGAUGACGCCGGAAACUUGCAUAACCACGUACGAACCGCACGCUUACUGCGUCGUCUACUCGACGACCGAUCGAGCCUCGGUACGCGUGGCCGAAGAAGUUUUGCAAACGCUUUGGCGCAGCGAUUACGUGUCGGCACGAGCGGUGAUCCUUGUUGGAAACAAAGUCGACCUCGUUCGCAGUCGAUUGGUUUCAACCGAAGAAGGCAAAUCUAUGGCCACGUCCUACGACUGCAAAUUUAUCGAGACAUCCGUCGGAAUUAAUCAUAACGUGGACGAGCUUCUCGUCGGCCUGCUUACGCAAAUUCGCCUCAAGCUGGAGAAUCCUGAAAGAACGAGGGACCUGUUCCGAAAGAGGUCGCGAAAGAAUCGUAGCAAAUCACCUUUGGGAUCUUGCUCGGAGAAUAAUUCGCCGAAAAAGUAUCGCGGUAGUCGUACAAGUACCAGUCUGAAAGUGCGAAACUUGUUGGGUAAGGUAUGGGCGAGAGACAGCAAGUCGAAGAGUUGCGAAAACUUGCACGUUCUCUAACAACCCUAAAUGCAUACCAAGCCUCCGAACGAUGCGCAGUUUUCCUCUCUCCCCUCCUCUUUCUUCGAUCGCAUUGGAUUUUCCAUUGCCAGGGACCACCGCCACGUAUUGGCCUGCGAAUAUUUUUAUCCCUCCCUCCCUCCGUCUUCCUCUCGAUUCAUUCGGAUGGCCUGCGAAUUGACGAAAUGUCCAGUUCGGUGUUUUUAACCUAAUCCAAAGACUUCUUUUUUUAUGCCAUUUCUCCCC
This is a messenger RNA of Habropoda laboriosa, 2537 nucleotides long. RefSeq lists its product as uncharacterized. The transcript is spliced from 10 exons. The coding region runs from base 141 to 2291 and encodes 716 amino acids. Lineage: Eukaryota; Metazoa; Arthropoda; Insecta; Hymenoptera; Apidae. Gene Ontology annotation, molecular function: GTPase activity; GTP binding; calcium channel regulator activity. The record is from RefSeq and is a predicted model, not a curated record. Gene Ontology annotation, cellular component: plasma membrane.